AUGGCGCCCAGUUCAAUCUUUGCAGGAGCUUUGCUCGCAUUUUACCUGGCAACCCCAGGAAGUGCCGCUGCUGUGCAGAAAGUGUCAUCGGUGUCCGAUGCCGGGGCUCCGCUGUUCACAAAUGAACAACUCCAGUUGACUGAACAUAUUCUGUCCACUGCAGCCCCCAAUCACACCGCUCUUUUUGACUUCGCCAAGAACAGCAGCUUAAGCGUCCGGUCUCGCAAUGAGUGCAAGGCCUACCCUGGAGAUGCCGCAUGGCCCUCAAAUUUUGUGUGGACCCUGUUUGAUGAAUUACUGGGUGGUGCCCUCAUUAAGACAGUGCCUCUGGCCGCUGCUUGUUAUUCUUCCUGGCCCGAGUAUGAUAGUGAUGAGUGUGACACCAUCACUGCGGAUUGGACAGAUUCCAACCUUCACGCGGCGGACCCGGCUUCGGUGAUGUGGCCAUUGUUCGAGGGCAGAACUUGUCUCCCCACAACGAAUGCUUCUGCCUCCUGCACGGUUGGCGGUUAUAGCAGCUACGCUGUGAAUGUCAGCAACGUGGCUCAGGUCCAGUUGGCUGUUAACUUUGCUCGUAACGCUAAUCUCCGUCUAGUCGUCAAGAACACUGGCCACGACUUCAAUGGCAAGUCCACCGGUGCCGGUGCCUUGGGUGUUUGGACUCAUCACCUGAAGGACAUCGAUUAUAUCAAGAACUAUAAGAGCCGCACCUACCAGGGCCCCGCGGUCAAAAUGGGCGCUGGUGUGCAGGCUCAUGAGAUUUAUGAGAAAGCCAACGAGCUUGGUUUCACCGCCGUUGGUGGUGAAGGCAAGACUGUUGGUGUUGCCGGUGGUUAUGUCCUUGGUGGCGGCCACUCGCCCAUGUCCAGCAUGUAUGGCCUGGCUGCUGAUCAGGUCCUGGCGCUCGAGGUUGUUUUGGCCAAUGGUCGGUUCGUUACCGUGACUGAGGAGACCGAUCCCGAUCUUUUCUGGGCUAUCCGUGGUGGCGGUGGUGGUACCUUCGGUAUUGUCACCUCGGUCAUUUCCCGUGUCCACCCUAAGGUUGGCGUGACUGUGUCGACCUUCAGCUUCGCCACUAGCACUAACGUCUCCGCCGAUACCUUCUGGGCUGGCAUCCGCUCUUACGUUGAGAGAUUCCCUGCCUACGCCGACGCUGGCACCUACGCCUAUUUCUGGGUUAUUGCGACUGGUACUGACUCUUUCGAGUUCUUGAUGAACCCCUUCUUUGCGACUAACCACACCUUGGCUGAGUAUAACGCUCUCGUGGAGCCGUGGUAUAAGGAUCUCGCGGAUCUUGGAAUCUCCAUCACCCCCAACUCCACCUACUACGAUAACUACUACGACGCCUGGAUGGCUGGCUUCCCGCUCGAGACCGUCGCAUCCUCUGUGAUGAUGACUGGCUCCCGUCUGUUCCCCCGUGCCAACUGGGAGACCACCUACUCGUUCAACUCAACCUUCGACGCUCUGCGCACGACUGUCACUGCCGGGUAUGCCCUGCUCGCUUUCAACAUGAAGGCUGAACUGCAGGAUGGCUACCCUUCCAACUCUGCCAACCCGGCCUUCCGCAACACGCUCCUGCAUGCCAUCACCUCGACCAGCUGGAGCAGCACUGCCAACAACACGGCCAUCAAGGACCAGAUGGAGACCUUCACCAAUGAUGUUAUGGGUAUCUGGCGUGCUACCUGCCCGGACGCCGGUGCCUACAUGUCCGAGUCCGACAUUCUCGAGCCCAACUUCAAGGAGGCAUUCUACGGUUCUAACUACGCCCGCUUAUGGAAGCUGAAGCAGAUCUACGACCCUACCUUCCUCUUCUACGCUCCCACUGGUGUCGGUAGUGACAACUGGGUUGUAAACAGCGAGGACGGCCUUCCAGACCAGAACGGUCGUCUGUGCCGCGUUUAA
Penicillium atrosanguineum is the source of this 1902-nucleotide messenger RNA. Its product is annotated as FAD-dependent oxidoreductase. Gene Ontology annotation, molecular function: FAD binding; oxidoreductase activity. The coding region runs from base 1 to 1902 and encodes 633 amino acids. The record is from RefSeq and is a predicted model, not a curated record. The transcript is spliced from 4 exons. Lineage: Eukaryota; Fungi; Ascomycota; Eurotiomycetes; Eurotiales; Aspergillaceae.